AAGGGUACAAACCCAUUUGAUAUUUUACCAGAAGGCUGGGUUGUGGUCACUCAUAAUAGUGGUAUGCCUGUUUACCUACAUAAAGAUACACGUGUAUGUACUAUGUCACGACCAUAUUUCUUAGGUCCUGGUAGUGUCAGGCGCCAUGAUAUUCCUGUUAGUGCCAUUCCAUGUCUUCAAUACAGAAGAGCUUUGCUUAAGGAAGUUGAGGAAAAAUCAGAAACUGUAGUCCCAGAUGCAUAUGCUUCUGAUCAUUCCAAAGAAACAUGUAAAACUGAAGCAGAAGAUGAAGAAAAAACUUCACAAGUUACUGCUAGCUCAGAAGAACCUGUAACAAUCAAAGAAGAAAAUAUGGAAAUUCCUGAAAAUUGCAAAGAAAAUGAUGAUUCUCUAGAAGUAAGACAAUAUUGUAAAAAACUAUUCCAGUUUACAAGCAUUACUGUUAAAAAAUAUAAGACGUGGAAAGACAGAAGAGUUCAUAUGAAGAAGCGAUUCCAUAGACAAAGUACUGAUCUCACAAAUUCUAUUCUUCAGCCGUCCAAUACUAAAUUAUUGAUAACCUGUCCUGUUCCUCCAACAUCUAAAACUGAGUUUGUAUUAAAUCCAUCAGGGAAAUCCUAUAUCUGUAUUCUACAUGAAUAUAUCCAACAUACCAUGAGAGUUCAACCUCGGUACAAAUAUAAAGAAUUAGAGAAUUCCUUAACACCAUUCAGUGCCACAGUGUUAAUAGAAGAUAUAGAGUAUGGAACAGGAUAUGCUUCUAGUAAAAAGGCUGCUAAAUUACAAGCAGCUAAGACCACAUUAGAAGUAUUAAUACCAGAUAUGAACAAAGUAACACAAGAAUCAACUCCAGAUAUAGAAGAUCUUUCGUUUUUUGAUGAAGUAAAAAUUGAAGAUCCUAGAGUAUAUGAACUAGGGAAUAAAGCAGGACAGCCUAGUCCUUAUCAAAUAUUAGAUGAAUGUCUUAAAAGAAAUUAUGGCUUAGGUGAUACUAAAUGUACAAUGAAUAUGAAAUUAUUAAAACAUCAAAAGAGUGAAUUUACAUUGACUGUUGGAAAACACACAGCUUCUGUGAUUGCUAAAAAUAAACGUGAUGGUAAACAAAGAGCAGCACAAGCUAUAUUACAGUUACUUCAUCCACAUGUGCAGUGUUGGGGUUCCUUGUUAAGACUUUAUGGUAAAAGUUCUGUGAAAGGUCUCAUUGAAAAGAGAGAAGAAUUAAAUAUCAAUCAACUUCAAAAUCAAGAUAAAUCAGUCCAACCCUGUUUAAGUAUUCUAGAAAAAUUAAAAUCUGAAAUGAUGAAGUUACAUUCAGAAAAGGUCAGUUAUUCGGUGUAUUUAGAUAUCAACUUGUUGCUUACCGUACGUUUGCGUGUAUAA
Lottia gigantea (owl limpet) is the source of this 1380-nucleotide messenger RNA. RefSeq lists its product as hypothetical. NCBI's taxonomy places the organism in Eukaryota, Metazoa, Mollusca, Gastropoda, Lottiidae. Gene Ontology annotation, biological process: primary miRNA processing. The annotation marks the transcript as partial. Gene Ontology annotation, molecular function: identical protein binding; heme binding; double-stranded RNA binding. Gene Ontology annotation, cellular component: microprocessor complex. The record is from RefSeq and is a predicted model, not a curated record. The transcript has 13 exons.